AUCAUUUCAGCUGCGACUGUCAAGAUUGGCAAAGAGCUGGCGCUGCAGCGUGCAGGUAAAAAGGAGCAAGCGACACAAAACAGAAAACAUUUAUCCUAGCGGAAAGCGACGAGUGCGAUGGAAGAGGACCGUCCGGCGAAAGCUUACCGUGUGGCGCGACAGAACCCCUAAAAGAGAGGUAUUUAAUAAAGCGAAUAAAGCGCAACACCUUCAGCUUCUUGGAAGAAAGUGCCGUUGUGUCAACCAUCGCUCGGCUCCCGGGGCACGCUUUGUACAGCGAGCAACUUGGACAGCUGCGUGUUUUCAGGCGAGCCAUCAACAAAGAAUGAAAGCAUUCAAACGAGCUCUGGAAGAUGAGCAUCGCCCGGAGCAGGAGCACUCCUCGGCGGUGUCGGACAGCGAUGACGGCUCCCCGCUCGACCUGUCAGGAAGAGGGCUCUUUGGGAAGCGCCGUCGCCGCGGCAACCUGCCCAAGGAGGCGGUGCAGAUUCUGCGGAGCUGGCUGUACGAGCACCGCUUCAACGCCUACCCAUCGGAGCAGGAGAAACUCAGUCUGUCGGGCCAGACCAACCUCUCUGUGCUGCAGAUCUGUAACUGGUUUAUCAAUGCGCGUCGCCGCCUCCUCCCUGACCUGCUUCGCAAGGAUGGCAAAGAUCCCACCAAGUUUACCAUCUCCCGCAAGGUUGGCGGUAAAAAUGAAGGCCACUCUUCUAAUGGAGGUGGAGCCAGCUCUCCAGAAAGCAACUCAUCCCAGCAGCGACCGUCUGUCAUCCGCUCUGCCCCCACACUGGACCUCAGUCUUCUUGGGAACACAGCGGCAGCUAUUCUGACAGGAGCCGGCUACCCUGGCAAGGAGGAAUCAGUCCAGGCGCUGAUGAAGCUUGAUACACAAAGUCUUCUGAGGGAAGCCGAGGAACAGAGUGCUUGUCUCACCAGCACAAUGGCAGCUAGCCCCACCAAUGGCCUCUUCAAUACACCUCCUCCCACUCCUCCCGAGCUGUUCCCCACUCAAGAUUUCAGCGACCUGCGGCUGCUGGUUGAUGCAGCUCUGCAGAGGGCAGCUGAACAGGAGAACCUGAAGAGGCUCCAGGAGAGCCAGAGCAGACCUGCAGAGGCUGCAAAGGCUGAAGUAGUGGAGGCGCAGUGUAGUGAUUACAGCAGCAACAUGGGGCCAACACCACCUCCAGAGGACAGCCAGCAAGUCAUGGAUCCUUCCAGGGUGCAGAGUUUGAUGGAGAAGGCAAUGGCUGUUCCCGUGUCAGCUGUAACGUCAGUAAAGGCUCCAGUGCCUCUUACCUACGCAGCCUCUGUACCAGUCCCAGCUUCGGUCCUGGUCUCGGCCCCGAGGCUAUCUCCUCUCCCAGUGAAUAAAGUCAUAUGGACCCCCUUGGAGAAGGAUAACACCAGAGCUUCCAGUCCGCACCAGCCACAGCUGCUCCCAGCUCAUCUGCCAACCUCAGUGUCUGCCUCAGUUUUAGGAAUGCCGAAUACUCAGAAACCAGCUGCUGCUCCAGCCGUCACCCCAGCGCCAUCAGCAGCUCCAGCCUCAAGCUCAGUUCCAGCUCUACAGCCCACUGCAUGUCCUGAGAGUGCAUCGGUGCCAUCAGCUAGUCCCACCACUGUCACUGCUCCCAGCCAGGCAUCAUCCGAGAGUGUAGCGCUUGUUCCAGCUGCUCCUUCUCUGGCACUCACCUCUUUUACACCCACCAGAGGGCUCCCGCUUUACCUGCCAUUCCACAAAUCCCCUUUAAUCCCAGUCACAUGUCCAUCACCUAUUUCAACCGCAGUGUCAUCUUCUCCAGCACCUGUUCACAACCCGAUCUUUUCCUCUGCACAAGCUCCAACUCCUCCAACAUCAACCUCCACACCAACGAUCAAACCUCUUCUGAGCCUGGCUUCCCACCUCUCUCCUCCCUCUGCUCUUCAGCCCUCCACCACCAGCAACAGCAGCAGCAGCAGCAGCAGCACCACCAGCAGUAGUAGUAGCAGCACACAGAGGAGUUCAGCAGUGGGGCCGAGCGUUUGGAGCAUGGUGCAUGCCGAUAGCAGGCAACCCAGUGCUCUUCAAGUGGUUAAGACCCCCAUCAGCACAGUGUGGGGCCCACAGCACAGCCUGCACUCAGUGAGCGAGACAGUCAAUUAGGAGCCGAAAACACCUUUUUUUUAAUAUAUAUAUCUGUGGAGAAGCGGGGCCAGACAUUCCAUUUGGCUGGACAACACUGUAAAUAGGAGAAUGUAUCUUCAUCACCAGUCAUUAACACCUGUGCCUGCCGAACACAGGGAAUGAAAUAAGACGAAUGAACUGGGCCGUAGGGAACUUUUUAUUGAUUCUUGAUGGAGGCACCUACUGGUAAGAACACUCUUGAUGUCAUACCUGGAAAAUGAACAUUCCUCAGUACCGAGUCGGUGUAAUGUACAAAGCUUUCCAUGACAUUUUUAAAAUCUCUUUCCUCAUGACAACUUAAGAUUAGGAGAAGAACAUCCCUUAAUUGUAUAAAACUUCAUUCGGUGUAAUUAUCAGCACCAGCAGUUAGCCUCUUCAGUAGCAGUUCUGGACUUUAUUGAAUGUACAAAAGACAUUGAUAUCAUUGGUUAGGCUGCCUAUCAUCCAUUCCCCCCCUGGACAAAAAGGAGGAUACAAGUUUUUUUGUUUUUUUUUUUGUUUUUUUUUUUUCUACGUACAGCAACAGCAUCUCUGUAGACGUGCAAUUCAGAGAAUUUCUUUUAGCAAAAUAUAGUCUGUUUACUACAUUUCCCCCUUUUUUUCCUUGGAGAUGAGCGUAAGGGAAACUGAUUGUACUUCUGCGAGCCUGACUGAAUGACUUGCCUCAAUGUGUCUCUCCAUCACCCCCCCCAGCUCCCCCUCUUCCUGUCUUUUUAUAGCUGAGGGGAUUCAUCGGCUCUCGUGAAUUGUCAUCUCAACCACUCAACACACACUCUCAAACAUCACAUGUUUCUUUGUGUGCUUGCCGGGUCCAGUCUCUAAAAAUGGGCUGUAUUUCCUCGCUGUUCUAUUACUUUAUGCGAUCAGUUGCGUGCAGCUGUCAGGGAUUGUCGUUGAGGGGGAGGGCUUUGGAUACAGGAUGAAGGGGAGAAGGUCACAUUGGAUCUGUUACAGAAUCAAUUUCAGUAGAGAGGUGAGCAGCAAGGUGACGACGUCAAGCUCUCACUGCUCCUGAAUUGAAAUGUUACACUUGCUGUGAGGCAUGGCGCCUAUUUAUCAUUUUUGUGGUGCAAACACUUUAGAUGUCGGAUCCUCUUAUUUGGGGGAAAUACAUCAAUUAUUCAGAUUUCCCUCAUCUAUUUGGGGCCUUAGUAUUUGGUCAGUGUAUUUCAAACCUUGAUGUCUUACUAGUGGAAAGAUGAAUUGAUGCGUAUAGUGUCUCAGCAAAGCAAAUGUAGCACAUGUACCGAAGUAGCUUAAAAUCUACUGGAAGUUUUUUUGUUUUGUUUUGUUUUUUUUCCCAGGAGCUUACACAAGCAUAACAAAUCAAGUCUUUCCUCAUCAGAGCUUUUCCUGGUUUAGAAAUGGUUCUUAUAGAGUUUCUAAUCAUUCAUACAGCUGUAGUUUCCAUGAAACUGUCUUAGCACAAACCACAAUAGAAGGCUGAAUGCCACCUGGAUAUCCAUAAACUGUAGCAACAUGCAGAAAAGUUCCUCUGUGAAUUAUACAACAGUGAAUCUUCAGUGCUGUCAUGUUUACUCUUGUCAGUGAGCUGUGCUUCGUUCAGAUGGUUACGUUCAGCAUGCACGGAGAGGAGACAGAGAAAUGUGAUGUUGGGUCAGAGUACUGCUGAGCACUAACCCAUCACGCCCUGAAAGUCAUCUUGUUCAUGGCAGAUGUGGUGGCUCCAGCUCUCCUCUUGUAUUUCCACUUCUUUUUCUUUCGUUGGGUCAUCCUCACUGCCUCUGUGAUGUCAGUUUUUUCUGUUACAGGUACUCACUAGACUGAUGUGCAUUUAUACCUCAAUUUACACAGGUCAUGUCAGGCUUGGGUCAUAUGUAGAAUACUAAGUAUUAAAGUAAUAUUUUUAUUGUUCAUACUACAUCAUGCCACUGUGACAACACCCUAACGGUUAUGAUACUGGAAACGGCUGGUUUAAGUUUAGGCAGGCAUGUUAUUUUUGUUGUUUUGUUUUUUAUAUUAUGGUUUAUAUGUGAUUUUUUUUUUUCUUCUUUUUUUAGAUGCGCUCCAAUCAGAUCAGAUAAUGUGACGAUGCAUGUAAAUAUUUUCAAAGUCAUGUUUUUUGUUUGUUUGUAUUGGCAUGAACUUAAUCUUAAACUGUGUAGUUUCUUUCCAGCCAAAUGCAUUCAAAAAUGUUUUUCAAGUUCAUGUUGUGAAUCAUGACUGACUGUUGGCAGUAUGACUGGCUGCUGUGCCUUAAACCUACGACUGAGGGAUGAUGUCCCUUUUUUAUAUAAAAACUUCUCAAUAGUCUGUGCAAUAUAUGCCUUAAACUUUAAAUGUGUGUUUUGUAUAAGCAUUUCAAAGAAAUAAAAGUUCAGUUUUUUCAUAAA
This is a messenger RNA of Acanthopagrus latus (yellowfin seabream), 4518 nucleotides long. Its product is annotated as flocculation protein FLO11. Gene Ontology annotation, molecular function: DNA-binding transcription factor activity, RNA polymerase II-specific; RNA polymerase II cis-regulatory region sequence-specific DNA binding. Gene Ontology annotation, biological process: regulation of transcription by RNA polymerase II. NCBI's taxonomy places the organism in Eukaryota, Metazoa, Chordata, Actinopteri, Spariformes, Sparidae. The transcript is spliced from 3 exons. Bases 326 to 2143 code for a protein of 605 amino acids. The record is from RefSeq and is a predicted model, not a curated record.